AUGCCCACCCCGAAUGGUAACUCGAUGCUCUGCCAUUUGAUGAUGUUGCAUGAGGUUCGUGAUGUAGAGGUAGCCAGGGCUGGGAAGUUUCGGUUCGAGUUACAAGGCAGGGUGGUUAAAUAUGGUGAAACGGAAUUUUGUUUGAUUAGCGGUUUGAGAUUAGGACAGUAUGUUGAUAUAAUAAAUACAAAAGUCAACACAAAUUCAACAUUAAGGAAUCGGUUGCUCCCUAAUGUGAGAGAUGAAGAGUUACGGCUGAAAAAUUUAGAAGACUACAAUAAAGGGCCAGCAUUCUCGAUGUGUAGCGCUGAGGAUGCGGUAAUGGUUAUGCAAAUGAUGUUUUUGUUAAGGGGUCUCAUAGGACGAGACGGCAAUACGUGCAUUCCGCCGGCAAUGUAUAUGCUAGCAGAUAGUCAAUAUAAUUGGAACAUGUUUGCGUGGGGUAUGUAUUUGUGGAGGUAUAAUGAAACACAAUUAAGAUUCUGGUUUGGUAAAAUCUAUAUGUAUUUGCGAGAUAAUGAGAGUGUAGGUUACACGAAGAUGAUGAAGUAUACAGUGACCGGUUUUCAGCUUCCGUUUAAGGAAAAUAACAUCCCACGUGUUUUUGAACCAACGCCUGUUGAGAUCCAUUUGUCAUUCCUUGUGCGUUAUAUAAAUUGGACUCUAGACAAAGUGCAGUCGCCACCGCAACCCCAGAGUCCUCCUAAGGAACGGUCUUCAUCACCGCAACAACAGAGUCCUCCUAAGCAACGGCCUCCAUUACCUCACCCGUCUCAAUUUCAGGGAGCAAACUACACCUCAAGCUCUCAUUUCUAG
This is a messenger RNA of Lactuca saligna, 816 nucleotides long. The record is from the annotation of a GenBank genome assembly. Lineage: Eukaryota; Viridiplantae; Streptophyta; Magnoliopsida; Asterales; Asteraceae.